Messenger RNA from Solenopsis invicta (red fire ant), 5326 nucleotides. RefSeq lists its product as uncharacterized. The record is from RefSeq and is a predicted model, not a curated record. NCBI's taxonomy places the organism in Eukaryota, Metazoa, Arthropoda, Insecta, Hymenoptera, Formicidae.
ACAGUGUGGAGUUGUUACCAGUGGGGAAAGAGCAAAAAUUAGUUUACAAGCGGAUGUGCCACGCACAACGACCGUCGUCCACCAUCAACAACCACCGACCACUGGAUAGCUUAGAUUUAUCAAGUGCUGCUGGGCGCCUUCGACACCUUCGGCGAUAUGUAUAACGGCAUAAGCUGAAGAAGUUCGGGACGAGUCACGGGAAAAGAGCGGCGACGUUAUCGAGAGAGAACCGAGUCAACGGUGCUCAAAGUCAACAAAUGGAGCAUAGAGGCGCGUCGCGCGGGCAGCAGGAGCAGCAGUAGCGUUCAGCUAUCGUCGGGGACCUGAUCGUCGUCGGACCCGAUCUCGCGCGGGGGGACGCGGGGUCGCGGAGGCGCCGGCCGUACGAGCGCGAUGGCCGCGACCGACGGUCAGAUCGUCGUCGCGGCGGCACGCUGGGCCGAGGAGGCGACGUACCUGCGUGAGUUUGUCUCCAAGUACCGACUGCCGGCGGUGAUCAAGAUCACGAAGGGCCAGUAUGGCGGGCUGGGCGUGCCGACGCUACCGGCGCCGAGCUUGCAGAGCACCGCGCUGCUGAUAUCGGCCGGCCGUCGGCGUAAAAUCGUGGCGCAGGCGGUGAAGAAGGAGGGCCGCCGGGUGGUCGGCGUGGGGCCGAGACUGGCGAUACCGGACUCGUACGCGGGCUACUUCGAGAUCCUGAGCGAGGAAGGUCGAGCGGUGCGCGGCAUCGAGUCGGUGAGCGAGUUAUCGCGAAGAUGUCCGGAGGAGGGUGCUCUGGUGCGCGAGACUGUGCGCGGCAUCGCCUGCCGAGUGGACGACGAGUCGGGUAUCGUGGUACCGGAGGGCACGAGAACCCUCGCGGCCGGCGAGACGAUCGUUACCGUCGGUGAAGUCGCCCUACCCGGUCGCGGUCGGUUUCUGCGCUGCGUCGACUGUCACGGCGACAGCGUGUUGCUCGGGAUGGAUCAGCGCGGACGCUUCAGCGCCAUGGCGCGCGAGGACAACAUCAGCGGCGUGCACACCGCCAGGGCGCUCCUCAGCAAACGUCUGCCGCUCACCGUGAGACUGGUGCACGGCCAGCCGCCGCGAGGACUCAAGUCAUCGUCGCAAUUUGUACCCGAGUUGAGGCUGCUGUCGACUUUCGAGGAGGAGCACGUGUUCGCGUUGCCCUUGCAGAGGGAAGGCGCGGCAGUCGCGCUACCGCUCGCGGCACCGCUCAAGCUGGUGAAGGCGCGAAACGAGGAGGCGCUCAGGUCGAUGCAGGAGUUCACGAGGUUGGUGGAACGCGCCUCCCGUCUGGUUGCCGACGUGGCCGAUCGGGCGCACGUGUUGGACGGUCGUCUGGGCGAGAGCAAGCCCUCCAGGCAGACGAGAAGUGGCUCGGGCUUCCUCAGAAGACCAUCGACCAACUCGGAUCACGCGCCGUUGAGCCACCAUAGGAACAGCAGCAGCGGCGGCGGCGGCGGCGGCGGUGGCGCCGGUCAUCAUCAUCAUCAUCAUCACUAUCACAGCAACGGGCAUCAGCCGUCCUCCGGACACUCGGGAUACCGGGACGAGAAUAGAGUACCGCCGUCGUCGUCGAACUGCACGGAGGAGUACGACGAGAUCGAUCAGAUAUACGACUACGUGCGCGGCUUCGCGCCCUUGCCGAAGAGCGUCAGAUCGCCGUACGAGAGUCCCUCGCCGCCGGCCAGGGGUUCGACUCCGCCGUUGACGCCGGUGACGGUGACGAUCGCGCCCUUGCUGGACGAUCGACCGGAACCGCCACCGAUCGAAACGAUACCGACCAAGAAGAUUCAGGCGGAGAAGCGUACUAGGCGCGCGGUCAAGGAAGCGCCGCAACCGCUCGCGCGGAUGGAGAAGCCGCCGCUGGCGAAGCUCUACGUGAAGAACAGCGGCACGCAACGCGGCCGACCGCUAAUGAGGCAGAAGAGCGCGUCGCCGUUGAAGGAAACGCCGCCGGGUUACAAGGGCGGUUCCCCGCUCUUCAACAUACGUUAUAAGAGCCUGACGAAUCUUCAGCAGGCCAUGGAACUUGACGGCACGCUGGACUCCAGUCACUCGGGCGGAAGGACGUCGGGUGACUCCGGCGCGGGCGCCAAGCUGCCAGAGAAGAGAUCGAGACGUUUAAGCAGGCCACGAUCGCUGACGAAUUUAGUCUGGGAGCUACGAGGUGGAAGCGGCCUCGGCUGCACGAGACCGGAAACUCCGCCGCCCGCAACGGCUGUACCGCUGCCACCGACUAAAUGUGGUCCACGUCUGGCUGUCACUGUCGUGGCACCGCGACGUGUCGGCACGCUCUACCUCUAACUCAUUCAACCGACGAAGGGCUGAAGAAGGCAAAGAGCGGUUCGGAUCAAGAGCCGUGGAUCUCCGGCGUCGUUCGUUCAACCAAUCAAAAUUCAUAAGAGGAGCUCAAGGGAGAAAAAUAGAAGGACGGGAUGUAUUUUUGCCAGCGAUUCCGCCAUUCUUUCAGCAUUAAUAUAUCGCAGCUGCGAAAGCCAUUCAAACUCGUCGUCCGACACACGACAGCAUAUAUACACACAUACAUACUUACACAUAUAAUACAUACAUACACGCAUAAAAGACCCAAAAGCCUGAUCAGCGCCGCGUACUUCCUGUGAUCGUCGAUUAACGAUAAGUGGAAUAAUCAAAAAUAGCGACGCAGCGGAAGAGGAUAUGUUCAGGUCACGAAAAGAGAAGCGAAUUACUAGAAUGCUCUCGUAGAGAAAGGCGACGCCGUGUUACAAAGAGUAUCGAGAUCGGUAUCGAGAUGCGACGCGAAGCGAAGUAGUAGAAGCUGAUACUUUGUAAGAUCCCGACAAUGGUCGAUCUUCCGGCACGUACACACGUAAUCUGCUCCAUAUAGAAUAUACUCGUUCAUAAAUCUUUCAGAAACAUAAAAUGCCUGUACAAAUAUUUUUCCUACCUAGCAAAUUGAAAAUUCAGCACGAUCAAUGUUAUCCCUACGGCGAAAAUAUAGUAUAUCGCUUAAUAUUGUUUUGCAUCGUUUGCUUGGUCUUCGUCUCGUUACGUGUGAAAAAGAAUUUUUAGCUAUGCAGAUGAAAAAUAUUGACAAUAUUCACUAUACUUUCUUUUAAUAAAAAAAUUAAGUAAAUUUUAAAUAAAAUAUGAAUCAACUUUUAAUGAGUUGACAAACGCUAUUGAUCGAAAUAAACAUGUUGUUAUAAUAACAUUGUCGAUAUUUUUCUAUCUCUAAUGCGUGCACACAAAAGAUGAAAGUUUUAAUUCGUCAUGGAAGCAUAUUUGCGUUACUCUUUACCAUCGAUUGAAGAUGGAAAUCGGUAGGUCGCGAAGAGGGUCGAAUCUACAGGCGUAUAUAAUCACGCAUUGUCUGAAAGCUAAACACGAUUUGCGUACUCGUAAAUCACAUCGCCUCGUGCACGAAUAGUAGAUUCUUUUUAUAAAGAGACGCGCUGUCCGAGGGGAGCGUGCGGCCUGGCGAGCCGCGUAGUUAAGGAUACGAAUGCCAUAAUAAUGACCAAGUUUUUAUGGUUGUACUUAAGUCAUACUUUAUACUCUACUUUACUGUUAGGAUGUUUUAGGUAAGUUACUUUAUAUUUCUAUUAUCAAAGUGUCUUUAUCACAGUUAUCGCUACCGUUUUCUUUCGCGUCGUCGAACUGAAUGACUAAUCGACGUCAUUCAGUCCGACGACGCGAAAGAUCGUCGAAGAAUUAUGGUAGAAGUUAUGAAAAUGUUGUCUAAUACCACCUACCUGCACUUGUGAUCGUACGUCUAACUUGAAUUCGAGAGAAUAAACUGAAUGCUCGUAAUCUAUACAUUAUACAAUUUUACAUUUGUAUAAAUGUAUACGUCAUCUCGACAAUAAAGGAAAUCCUUUGGAUGGUAAUCUUUAUUCAAAAUAUAGGAAAUAAAGAUUAUCAAUUAAUAAAUCAAAUUGGACGAAAUCAGGCGAUUGAAAACACUGUUUUAUUUGCUGCUAAAAUACGAAAAGUUAGAAAAAACUAAAACUUGUGUUUCUCUAUAGAAUUCUGUCGAACGUAAUUAACGAAGCAGUUUAAAAUUAUCCAUCAUCUGAGCGUUCAGUUAUUCCCCGUGUUUUACAUGUUGGACUCUUAUUUUGCAAACUCAAUUUUCGUACUGUGCGCCAGGAGCGAAAUAAUGUUGGAUGAAAUAUGUACUGAAAUUAUAUGCUGCACUUGCUUCCAUCCCAAUGUUAGAGAAGCCAUCGACGAAUAUCGCCUGCGAUCGCAUGGUCGAUAACAAACAAACUCUCAUCGAAAGUCAGGUGCGAGACCGCCUCUCGGUUGAUGGUCCCGACCAAAGGACGCGUUUGGACCUUGGUCUCAUUUUUGUGAUUAUUUAAUACACGUUAAGCAAACAAUAGAAUAGGUGAGCCUUGUUAUAAUUGAGUAUGAGGAUAUAGCCGUUGUACUGGUUGGCCUUACAGAGACAAUGUCAUUCUCCGUUCAAUAGCGGAAGAAGCGCAGUGAUCACGACAAUUUUAUCUGAGAUAUUGCAAUUACUCUCAUCUAUAAUAAUUAAAUUGCUUAUUCAGGAGCGCUGACAAAUGUUUUUUUUUCAGCUGUCAAUAGGAGUAAAGCUCCUUCGAAAGAAAAAUCUGAAACAAGUGGCCUUCUUCAAAGGGAGAAUUACGAGGAUUAUAUUCGUUACAAUGAAUAUAGCUAUAUUACGAGUGUACAAUAAGUUUUUAGAUUUAUAAUACGAAGUAUAGAAUUUAUUAUUAUGAAUACUAUAACGCGUAAUGAAUUUGUAUAGAAGGCACUCGGUCCCCUUUACGACAGAACUCUGUGUGUUAUAAGCGUGUUCCGAAUACGCUUAUUUCGUACGUUGAUGUUCUCGGAGAGUGUACAAUUUUGCCAUGAUGACGAGCGCCGAAAGAACCUACUAAGCGGGGAAACUUUUAAUACGCGAUGUCACACGCGUUUACGCGUAGCUAGAAUCCUUUUUCUAGUUCCUCUGGGGCAUUGGAUGUCAGUGGAUCUCCAUGCGAGACCUGGCCGUUUUAGCCGCUCCUCUUCGCGCAAAACGCAGUGGGUGCAACUGAAGCGAACGGGUCUGCGCUACAACUACACGAUCGGCUCAGCGAUAUCACUUCAAAUAUCGUUCUCGCGGCGAAAUACUCAGCGCGUAAGGGUCGAGGAUCGUUGUGCCUUCGUGUAUGCACGUUAAAGUACGUUUAAUGAUUGUAAGACGGGCAGACAUCCACACUUUGUGAUUCCAUAAGCAGUUGUUCAUUUUUUUAUACUUACUUUAAUGCUUGCCUAGGAUAGAGCUUGUGUACCCUAAAGAGUGUUUCAAUAAAAAUCACAAAUGAAAUAA